Gaeumannomyces tritici R3-111a-1 is the source of this 1759-nucleotide messenger RNA. RefSeq lists its product as hypothetical. The coding region runs from base 104 to 1759 and encodes 551 amino acids. Gene Ontology annotation, biological process: transmembrane transport. Gene Ontology annotation, cellular component: membrane. The transcript has 2 exons. NCBI's taxonomy places the organism in Eukaryota, Fungi, Ascomycota, Sordariomycetes, Magnaporthales, Magnaporthaceae. The record is from RefSeq and is a predicted model, not a curated record. Gene Ontology annotation, molecular function: transmembrane transporter activity.
GUAGGGUUUCGAGAAUGUCUAAAUAUCCUCUCCCGCCGCCCUCUCCUAUUGUUUUCUCGUGCUGCUUCACCAGUCCACCCUCCUCGUGUGUCCAGACAGCAACAUGGCUUCCCCCAACUCCAAACAGACGGCUAGUCCCGCCACGGUUGAGGCCAAGGCCCCGAGGCCUAAGAUGUCGUGGUACUCGCCCGACGACAGCCCCGAAGAGCGCCGCUUUAUCGCCAAGCUGGACUUGAUCCUGAUCCCCUACGUCUUCCUGGCCUACGCCAUCAAGGCCAUCGACGGCGCCAACCUCAACAACGCCUACGUCGCCGGCAUGAAGGAAGAUCUUGGCUUUUUCGGAAACCAACUCGUUCAGAUACAGACCUUUUAUACCAUUGGCGCCGUUGCCGGCAUGCUUCCUUUUAUUUACUUUUUUACAUCUCUUCCCAUGCAUUGGUCCAUUCCUUUUAUGGAUAUCAUGCGCGCUCUUUUUACUCUUUGCCAGUGCCGCGCCAACUCAUUCGCUGAGCUUGCUGCCUACCGAUUUCUGGUUGGCUUUUUUGAGUCCCCUUUUUACCCCGCCAUGAGCUUUAUUCUCGGCUCAUGGUAUCGUGGAAACGAAAUGGCCCGUCGUGGCGGCAUCUCCUCCACGGGCGUAAACAUCGGCAACCUGGCGGCCGGCCUCAUCGCAUCUAGCGCGUCCAAGUACCUCGAAGGCCACCUGGAUAUCACCGGCUGGCGUUGGAACUACAUCAUCUGCGGCCUCAUGACAUUCCCCGUCGCCGUCAUGGGCUUCUUUCUGCUCCCGGGCACUGCCGCGAAGCCCAACCUUUGGAUCCUCAGUGCAGAGGAGGUUAAAAUCGGACAGGAACGUCUCGAGCGCGACGGCCACCGCAUCCAAGGAACAUUCCACAUGGCCAGCCUGCCCAAGAUCCUCGGCAACUUUCGCUUUUGGAUCGUCGUUUUCGUCAACGUCCUUUUCUGGAACGCCGGCAUCCACAAGGGCACGGGCGGCUACCUGCUCUGGAUCAAGAGCCUGGGCAGGUUCGACGCCGCCCAGAUCAACCAGCUGGGCUCCAUGGCGCCGGCGCUGGGCAUCCUGUACACGCUGGCGGCCAGCUUCGCGUCGGACCUGUUCCUGGGCCCCACGUGGACCAUCACCAUAACGGCGGCCCUCAACGCCUCGGGCCUCGUCAUCCUCACCAUCUGGUUCGUGCCCGAGGGCGCGCUGUGGUACGCCUUCUCGACCAUGUUCUGGUCCAGCGCCAUCGCGGGCGUGCUGUCGGGCUGGAUCAACGCGCUGCUGCGGGACUCGCCCGAGGAGCGCUCCUUCACCCUCAUCAUGGUCACCAUCAUCGCCCAGCUCACCACCGCCGGCACGCCCCUGCUGACCUUCCAGACGGUCGAGGGCCCGCGCUACCCAAAGGGCUACGCCUUUGUGCUCGCCUGCGCCCUCACCCUGAUCGCGUCGGUCCACGUGCUCAACAUCUACCUCAAGCGCGAGGACGCGCAGAGGGCGGCCGUCCCGACCGACGAGGAGAAGAUGAUCCAGGCGAGGAUCGAUGCGAUCGAGCGGCCCGACACGGCCAACUCGCUGGCCAAGCCGGCCGCGAUGCACCUGGAGAAGGAGAAGCGUGGAGGUGACGGGAAGAUGGUCCCGAGAAUUGUGACGUCGGACCUGCGCAGCAGCAGGAGCUCCUCGUGGCGGAACUCGUGGAACUCCGACUUCCUCACCCUGCCCCAUAUCAAGCCGGUCGACCCGUUCUCCCCGAUAUGA